AAUCAAUUCACAUUCCACCAGAUUCAGUAUAGUACUAUACUAUCUUCAGUCUCCAUCAACCUCUUCAUCGAACACCCCCCAAGUCCACCGCACCCAUGUCUGCCGACGAAGUCAAAGCCAACGGUUGGACCGCCGUCUCUGUCAGCGGGAAGCAGAUCUUCGAGGCCCUAGGACCCCUCGACGCACCCUCUCCUCUUUCAAUCAAAGAUGCAGGGUUCCCAUCCGAUGAUCCUCUCGUGGCAGAGGCACAGCAAUUCGUUAGGAAGCGGCUCUCCCCCGAAGCCUUCAACCACUCCAUGCGAGUGUUCUACUGGGGCCGCGCAAUAGCAACUCAGAUCCUCCCAACCCACGCCGCCGACCUCUCCCUAACAACCUGGGCCCUCACCUGCCUCCUCCACGACAUCGGCACCGCCGAAGCAUACUUCAGCACCACCCGCAUGUCCUUCGACAUCUACGGCGGCAUCAAAGCGCUCGAAGUGCUCAAGAUCCUCGGCGCCACGACCGACCAGGCGGAAGCCGUCGCCGAGGCCAUCAUCCGCCACGAGGACAUGGGCGUCGACGGGCAGAUCACGUUCCUGGGGCAGUUGAUACAGUUGGCGACUCUGUACGAUAAUGUUGGGGUGUAUGAGGGGGUGGAGGGGUUUGGGGAGGUGGUGCAUGAGAGGACGAAGGAUGAGGUUAAUACGGCGUUUCCGAGACUGAGGUGGUGUGAAUGGUUUGCGGGGACGGUGAGGAGGGAGGAGGGGAUGAAGCCUUGGUGCCAUACUACUCAUAUUCCAGGGUUUGAUAAGCAGAUGGAGGCGAAUACUCUGCAGAAGAAGUGGGAGUGA
Messenger RNA from Aaosphaeria arxii CBS 175.79, 830 nucleotides. Its product is annotated as cyanamide hydratase. NCBI's taxonomy places the organism in Eukaryota, Fungi, Ascomycota, Dothideomycetes, Pleosporales. The record is from RefSeq and is a predicted model, not a curated record. The transcript has 2 exons. The coding region runs from base 96 to 830 and encodes 244 amino acids.